AUUCUCUUUCCAGAAGUAAAAGGGAGUGGCUCCACUCUCUUCCCUAUCUUUUCACUCCGCUCAGCCACCAGCAAGUCCAGGGGUUGCUUCUCCAAAAGCCGAGAAAAUGACAGAGGCGUUGACGCCAGCGCAGAUCACCGAGUACAAGGGCAUCUUUGAGAUGUUUGACGAAGAGGGGAACGACUUGGUGAAAACGUCCGAGUUGGAGCGGCUCAUGAGCCUGAUCGGCAUCAACCCAACCAAGAGGGAACUGGUGACGAUGGCAAAGGAUGUGGACAAAGACAAUAAAGGCACCUUCAACUGCGACGCCUUCCUCGUUUUGAUGGGAAUCUACCACGAGAAGUCCAAAAACCAAGACGAAGAGUUGAGAGCGGCCUUCAAAGUCUUCGACCAAGAACACAAAGGCUACAUUGAGUGGAACACCUUGAAGUAUGUGCUGACAAAUGCUGGAGAGCCAUUGGAUGAACAUGAAGCGGAGCUCAUGAUGAAAGAAGCCGACAAAGACGGGGAUGGGACCAUUGAUUAUGAAGAAUUCGUGGCCAUGAUGACUGGUGAAUCUUUCAAACUGACCCAAUAAAACUCGCCGGAAGAAAGGAAUGAUCGGGAACGAUUCUCUGGAUGCCUUGCGCUCUUUUUCCUUCUCGAAGUGGAAAUGCACAAAAUAGGUCGUCUUUUCCCGAGGCCGAGGAGUAAUAAAAAUAUCGCUCUCCAAUGGCAAGAGUCAGCAAAGAGGAACGACCGCUCGCGACUGCAAUCUCACUUCGCCAUGCAACGGAUUUCUUUUCCACGCUCAGCACGCAAGCGGUAACCGUUCCUCAAUGGUUUUUUUCAAUAAAAGAAAACAAAACA
Anolis sagrei ordinatus is the source of this 849-nucleotide messenger RNA. It is a transcript of the gene CALML6, whose product is annotated as calmodulin like 6. Lineage: Eukaryota; Metazoa; Chordata; Lepidosauria; Squamata; Anolidae. The record is from RefSeq and is a predicted model, not a curated record. Gene Ontology annotation, molecular function: calcium ion binding. Gene Ontology annotation, cellular component: myosin II complex.